Photinus pyralis (common eastern firefly) is the source of this 2526-nucleotide messenger RNA. RefSeq names its product translocation protein SEC63 homolog (gene Sec63). Gene Ontology annotation, molecular function: transmembrane protein transporter activity; RNA binding. Lineage: Eukaryota; Metazoa; Arthropoda; Insecta; Coleoptera; Lampyridae. Gene Ontology annotation, biological process: SRP-dependent cotranslational protein targeting to membrane; post-translational protein targeting to endoplasmic reticulum membrane. Gene Ontology annotation, cellular component: Sec62/Sec63 complex. The record is from RefSeq and is a predicted model, not a curated record. The coding region runs from base 1 to 2274 and encodes 757 amino acids. The transcript has 10 exons.
AUGGGUGGCCAAAAAUUCCAAUAUGACGAAAGUGGAGGAACGUUUUUUUACUUUUUGCUUUCCUUUUUAGCAUUAAUUUUAAUACCUACCACUUAUUAUUAUUGGCCAAGGAAGAGAAAACCAGACCCUGAAGAAGAAUCGAAGGAAUGUCGAUGUCCAGGAUGCGUGAAGAAGAAAAUGUUACUCAAAUCGGCAGACUCGUGGCGAGGGCCGAAAAAUUUAUUCUUAAAGAUUUUUAUUAUCGGAGGAUGGCUGGUGUUGGCGCUCUUGGCGUAUAAAGUGUCUCAAUUUGAUUACGAAAUGGCCAAUUUUGAUCCAUUUGAAAUUUUGGGAAUUUCGCCUACCGCUAGUCAGAACGAAAUUAAAAGGGCAUAUCGCAAGUUGUCUGUUAUAUUACAUCCGGACAAGGAAACCGGCAAUGAGAAAGAAUUUAUGAAAUUAUCGAAAGCUUAUCAGGCGUUGACAGACGAAGAAGCUAAAAAAAAUUGGGAAAAAUACGGAAAUCCUGAUGGGCCUGGCGCAAUGAGUUUUGGUAUAGCGUUACCAUCGUGGAUCGUCGAGAAGGAGAACAGUAUUUGGGUCCUUGGUUUAUAUGCGUUAGUAUUUAUGGUCGCCUUACCCGUCGUCGUAGGCACUUGGUGGUAUCGUAGCAUACGAUUUUCUGGAGAUCAAGUGCUUCUGGAAACCACGCAGGUUUACUAUUACUUUUUCCAUAAAACGCCAAACAUGCCAUUAAAACGUGUUAUAAUGAUCUUAUCUGCGAGUCCCGAAUUCGAUCGUAAACACAACUCGGAAAUUAUAGAGAGACAAUCUGAUAAUGAAGAAGUACCUCAUCUGAUUAAGAAGUUACCCAACCUAAGUGAGAAGAAUAAGGAACGCCCUCUUUGCUUCGGUUAUAGUAUUAAGGCCAGGGCGAUUUUACACGCACACUUAUCCAGAAUUCCACUCAAUCCGAGUACAUUAGAACAGGAUCGUAGGUAUAUCGUCGCGAAAUGCCCGUACCUGAUACAAGAGCAGGUUAAUUGUUUGAAUCAACUGGUCUUCCUAGCAUAUGCACGACGAAUUCAAAGAUUACCUAGCAUUGAAACUAUAGAAAAUUGUAUGAAACUGUCACCAAUGAUUGUGCAAGGCUUGUGGGAUUUCAAGUCUCCUCUCCUUCAAUUGCCAUAUAUCAAUGAUGAAAACCUGAAGUACUUCUUGCAUAAAAAGAGGCCAAUAAAGUCGUUACAAGAGUUUGCGCAAUUAAAAGCGGAAGAACGAAGAAACAUCCUCAGAAAUUUAACAACGGAAGAAUUCGAAGACGUAAUGAAAGUGUUAGGCAGAAUGCCGUACAUCGAUUUCCAAGUUAAAUGUGAAGUAAUCGACGAUGAAAAUCCCACCGAGGUGACUGCAGGUGCUAUUGUAACGGUCACUGUGACCUUAAUUAGGCACGAUAUGAGUAUGUUAUUCGGAGAUCAGACGGUCCCCGAGGUCCAAACGAUAACAGAAAAUGGUGUUGAAGCUGAACCAAAAGAGGCGGGUGGGGAUGCGGAGAAUGAAAACGAGUCGGUUGGGAAAAGGCCGGCCUGGAUGAAACAAAAGAAAGGUGGUUCGAAAAAAACGACCAAGAGGAGCAAUAAGCAACAGAGUAAGGUUGCUAAUAACGUUGUUAAGCCAAAGCCGGAGGAAUCACCAGUGGUCGAAAAAGCUAAACCCAAAGAAGAGAAGGUGAAAGCCAAGGAUGACGAGAGUGAAGAUUCAGAUGUUAGUGAUUUAGAAGAUACCAAUGAUAACGCUGAUAGAUCUUCAGAAGAAGAAGUGAAAUCGGGGGUUGAAGAUGAUGAUCAGGAGUGGGAGAAGUUUCAACAGAAACUUCAUAAACGAGAGAAAGUACUGGAAGGCAGAUCCAAAGUUUCCCACACGGUGCAUAGUCCCUUGUUCCCCAAUGAUAAACAGGAGCACUGGUGGACAUACAUCUGCGAUCGCAAGUCUCGCACAUUACUCACCGCACCUUAUCAUGUAACAGAUCUAAUCGAUAAAGAAGAGUGUCAGCUAAAGUUCACAGCACCCAUUUGGACAGGUGUCUAUACAGUCACAGUGUGCCUGAGGUCAGACUCGUACAUUGGCUUUAAUCAGCAAAAAGAUAUUAAGCUGGAUAUAAAAGAAGCUCCUGCGGAGAUUACCGAACAUCCACAGUGGGAGUUUGAGGAUUCGGAAGAAGAAGGACCCGCAGAAGAUGAGGCGCACGAAUCGGAGUACACUACAGAUGAAGAUUUUCCCGAAGAGGACGACUGAAAUGCAGAGAGGUUUAUUUAUAAAUAAAUACAAUGACAUUUACUAUUUGAUAUCUAUAAAUAAAUUAUUUUGUGUAGUUUUUAUGUUUUGCAAAAUCGAUUGGUGUAAAAACAAUUUCUAAUUAUGGUUUAUUAUUUGGUGUUUCUUUUGUUAUUCCUUUCAGUUGUGACUAGUACGUAAUUUGUAAAAAGUACUAUUAGAUAUGCAAGGUUUAAUACAACAGACCUUAAUAAUAUUAUGGGAAGAAUUAAU